Chelonoidis abingdonii (Abingdon island giant tortoise) is the source of this 4623-nucleotide messenger RNA. The record is from RefSeq and is a predicted model, not a curated record. Lineage: Eukaryota; Metazoa; Chordata; Testudines; Testudinidae.
GGAUGCUGCGGGGAGGGAGGAGCGGCGGUGCGGCUCCUGGAUGAGACUUGCUGCCUGUGAGCCCGGGCUGAGCCGCUGCUGCUCCCCAGCGGGGUGUGUGCGGGGAGAGCCCUUCCCUAGCGUCCCUCGGUGCCCAGCCGGGGGGGCUUUCUGUGGGGGCUGGACCCAGCCCCUGGGGCAGCCCCGGGCUCUGCCGACACCAGCCCCUGAGCCGGAGCCUGCAGGCUGCAGAACAGCAUCCAGGGUUCACUCCGGAUCAUCCCCUUCUCCUGCGGGCCGGGGCAGGGAAAUGGCUGGAGCAGAGCCGGCUCAGGGACCGGUGACCUUCAAGGAAGUGGCUUUGUAUUUCACUGACCCCGGUCAGAGGGCCCUCUACAGGGACGCCAUGCAGGAGCACUAUGCAAACAGGACCUCACAGGGAUCUCCGAUUCCCAAACCCAGUGCUGUCUCCUGGCGGCAACAAGAGAAAGAGCCGUGGGUCCCAGAUCUCCAAGGCUCUGGGGAAAGGGAGAACCCAAGAGGAGACUGCCCAGUACAGGGAAUUGACUCCUGUCCAGAUCAUCCCACUCGCCUCGGGGAAAUAUUUAGGACCCGCAAAGACUCCCUGUUCCGCAAGGGGCCGGACCCCAGAGAGAGACUGAACACGUGCAAAGACUGUGGGAAGAGCUUUCGUCAGUGGUCCAACCUCCUGGCGCAUCAGAGGAGCCAUGGGGGAAAGAGACCCCACCCGUGUGCCGACUGCGGCAAAACCUUCGGUGCCUUCUCCAACCUCCUGCGGCACCAGCGCGGGCACGCCGGUGAGAAGCCCUACAAAUGCCCUGACUGCGGGAAAGGCUUCGGGCACAGCUCGGCCUUAGUCACCCACCGGCGGAUCCACACCGGAGAGAAACCCUACGCCUGCGGGGACUGCGGGAAGCACUUCAACGUGGUCUCCAACCUGGUGCGUCACCAGCGGAGCCACACAGGCGAGAAGCCCUACAAGUGUCCCGACUGCGGGCGGCGCUGCAGCCAGCGCUCCCACCUGGUCACCCACCGGCGGCUGCACACCGGCGAGCGUCCCUACGUCUGCCUGGAGUGCGGGAAGUGCUUCAAUGUCAGCUCGGACCUCAUCAAGCACCGGCGUAUCCACACCGGGGAGCGGCCCUAUGCCUGCAGUGACUGCGGGAAAUGCUUCAGCGGCAGCUCCAACCUGCUGACCCACCAGCGGCUGCACACGGGUGAGCGGCCCUACAAGUGCCCCGACUGCGGGAAAGGCUUCACCAUCAGCUCCAAGCUGAUCGCCCACCAGCGCACUCACACCGGCGAGCGGCCCUACAGCUGUGCCGACUGCGGGAAGGGCUUCAGUGACCGGCCCCACCUGGCCCGGCACCAGAGCGCCUCCCGGCGCGAAAAGCGCUACAAGUGCUCUGACUGCGGGAAGGGCUUCACCACCAGCUCCUACCUCCUCACCCACCAGCGCAGCCACACCGGGGAGACCCCCUUCAUCUGCGGAGACUGCGGGAAGAGCUUCGCCGUGGUCUCCAACCUGGUGCGGCACCGGCGCAUCCACACGGGGGAGAAGCCCUUCCGGUGCGGGGAGUGUGGGCGGCAGUACAGCCAGCGAGCCCACCUCACCACCCACCAAAGGGUGCACACUGGGGAGAGGCCCUACGUCUGUCUGGACUGCGGGAAAGGCUUCAACGUCAACUCCUCCCUCACCAAGCACCGCAGGACCCACACGGGAGAGAAACCUUACAUCUGCCCCGACUGCGGGAAACGCUUCAGCCAGAGCUCCAAUGUCAUCACCCACCGCAGGCUGCACCACGGGGGGCACGGGGCCCUUGGUGCUGCAGCUAGGGCCAGCCAGCGGGAUGAUCGUCCAGCUGGAAAGAGGGGAAGAGCCGUGGGUCCUGGAUCUCCAGGGCUCUGCAGAGAGGGAGAUGUCGAGAGGUACCUGCACAGGUGGGGAGCCAGUGAAAUGGACGUAGGGAACCAUCAGCUGAGAUUCGCUCAAAAACCUCCAGGUGAUGACACAGUGAAUGAGAACCAGGAGAGAAAUCCUCAGCAGGAUGGUCCUGAGGAAGUGGAACCACAUGGGACAUUGUCAGGAAGAACUGAAGGGCUUGUCUCCCAGGACCCCGAGCGGGGAGAAGGCUGUGGGAUUCAGCACAGGCUAAAGAGGCAGCAGGGAAAUCCUCCAUCGGAGAAAGAUGGCAAAUCUAACAAUGGUGUGAGAGGUUGCAAGGGCCUCAAGGAAACCCCAGCCCUGCCGAGAAACCCCAAGGGGGAGAGAAGACACACGUGUACAGAGUGCGGGAAGAGCUUCAGACGGAGCUCCAACUUUAUCACCCAUUGGCGGAUCCACACCGGGGAGAGGCCCUACACGUGCUUCGACUGCGGGGAAAGCUUCAACGUGAGCUCCAACCUCAUUGCGCACUGGAGACUCCACACGGGGGAGAAACCUUAUACGUGCCCCGACUGUGGGAAAAACUUCAUCGUGAGCUCGCAGCUCACUAUACACCAGAGGAUCCACACGGGAGAGCGACCCUAUCAGUGUCCUGAGUGCGGGAAAAGCUACAUCCAGAGCUCAGCCCUGGUUAAGCAUCAGAGAACCCACAUGGCAGAAAAACCCUACAAGUGCCCCAAAUGCGCAAAAAGCAUCACUGUGAGCACCGCCCUCAUUAGACACCAGAGACUGCACACAGGUGAGCGAUCCUAUACGUGUCCUGAGUGCGGAAAAAGCUUCGGUGUAAACUCGGACCUUAUCCGACACCAGAGACUGCACACAGGAGAGAGGCCUUAUAAAUGCCUGGACUGUGGGAGAAGCUACACACAAAGCUCAGCUCUGAUUAGGCAUCAGAGAAUCCAUACAGGAGAAAAGCCGUAUAGGUGCCCCAGUUGCGACAAGAGCUUCAUCCAAAGGUCAAAUCUGAUUAAACACCAGAGAAUCCACACAGGAGAAAAGCCGUAUAGAUGCAACGAAUGUGGAAAAUGUUUUAGCACCAGCUCAAAUCUCGUAAUGCAUCAGAGACUCCACACUAGACUGGGAGAUCACCUCAAGUUUGGGAAUGGGAAAUCCUGCACCACGGAAAGAGGAGUUGGCUGUUAUCUCGUGGAGAAGAAGUGGGCUGUGCUGGACCCCCAUCAGAGAUUCCUCUACAGGGAUGUCAUGGAGGAGAACUAUGAGAACGUGACCUCGUUGGCAGGUGAUGGGACGGGGAGUGAGAAUGAAGUGGGGAAUCUUCCUCAGGAGGGUCCUGAGCAAGUGCAACGGCCCAGGGUGUUAUCAGAGAACAUUUCCCACAGUCCUGAGCAAGGAGACAUCUGUGAGAGUCAGCACGGGGCAGAGAUGCAGCAGGGAACCCACCCAGGGAACAGACAGGAUAAAUCCACUCACCAGAGGGGCAGUUUGAAAGACCUUAAUAAAGACUUGAUGCAGCCUAGAAUCUGCACCAAAGAUAAACUGUAUCAGUGUACUGAGUGUGACAGAAGCUUCAAUCGCAGUUCAAACCUUCUUGUCCAUCAGAGAGUCCACACAGGAGAGAAACCCUUUAACUGUCUCAAGUGUGGGAAAAGCUUCAGUGACGGCUCAGCCCUGACUAAACAUCAGAGGAUCCACACCGGAGAGACACCCUAUGUCUGCUCUGACUGUGGAGAAAGCUUCAAUCAGAGAUCAAACUUUGCUGUACAUCAGAGAGUCCACACGGGAGAGAGACCCUAUAGCUGCCCUGACUGCGGGAAACGGUUCACUCACUUCUCAAACCUUGUUAAACGCCAGACAAUCCACGUGGGAGAAAAACCCCAUAAGUGCCCCAACUGUGGGAAACAUUUCAGGUGGAGCUCACAACUUAUUAAACAUCUUGUUUCACACCAGAGAGCCCACAAGGGAGAAGAACCCUAUCGCUGCUCUGACUGUGGGAAACGCUUCAGUUAUAGCUCACACCUUAAUAGACAUCAAAUUAUCCAUACCGGAGAAAGACCCUAUAAAUGCCCCAACUGUGGGAAAAGCUUCAAGCUUAGCUCCAUCCUUCUUGUACAUCAGAGAAUCCACACAGGAGAGAGACCCUAUCACUGCCUUGAGUGCGGGAAAAGCUUCUGUGACAGCUCAGGCCUUAUUAGACAUCGGAGAAUCCAUACCGGAGAAACACCCUUUCAAUGUUCUGUCUGUGGAAAAAGUUUCACUCGGAAAUCGCAUCUUAUUUCACAUCAGAGAACCCACGCAGGACAGACACCCUAUAAAUGUUCUGUCUGUGGGAAAAGCUACAAGAUCUCAUUUUGGUGUCCCUACGCUGGAGGGCUGGGUCGAGUUUUGCACACAAAUCCAGGAAUGUGGCCUUGUGCAUCCAGAAGUUCUACAGCCACUGCUUGUCAUCCCACACCUGAAUUAAGAUGCGAUCUCCCCAGUUGGUGCUUGUUUCUCAGGCCCAGAACUGAAGCUCCACUAUCUGCGACUGCGCCGUGAAUGCCACCAACAAACUUGAAUUGGCUGUUGCUCUGUCCCACAGCAAUCUGUUCUGCAUGGACUCCUCAUCUCCCCGACGUCUAUUUUUGUGGCUCUGCAUAUACUGCAGGAUCAUGCACCCUGGGCUUGCAACGCUCAUAACAAUAGUGCAGAGAUGUGCAGCCCAGGGCGUCCCUUGGGUC